AUGGUAACGCGAAAGCGCAGCCGCUCUGAGGCGGUCGCUACCACCGAGAAACAGCCUGCAGAGGAACUUGGUCUUCUCCAGCGCAUUCGGAACAGCUGGGAGUUUGCCAGUCUCAUGCAAUAUAUCGCCAUCUUUGGAGGAAUCAUGAAGAUCGAUAAUGAGUUCGAAAUCGAGGACCUAGAGGACGAAUGCCUGAAACCCGAACCUUCAUACAAAAUGCUUGAGAUUGGAUUGUGUCUUUUGAAGUGGAUAUCGUCGCAUCGGGGUCUCACGUUCGACAACUUCGAUGAGUAUACCCGGCGUCAAUACAAUGCGAAGGCUUUGGACAUGCCUAACCCCUUCGGACAAGAUGAAGUCCCCUUACGAUUCCUCGAUUUCGAUGUCUUUUUGAAGUUGCGAGUUCUCCACCAGCUUUCGGUCUGGACAUUCUGGAACCAGGAUCGCAUCCGCGACAAGAUGCCCGAGAAGAAGGAGAGCGAACAACUGCAGUGGCGCAUUGAAGAGUUUGGGUGGGACCGUGAUGGCCGAUCCUACUAUGUCCUAGAUGACAAUCGCCUCUACCGUCGAACCGAACCUGCCAUUCCUGCACCUCAACGACCGAAGAAGAAGCCGAGGAGCAGGUCCUCUCGCAAAUCUCGGACUUCGAAGCGCACUUCAACCGCUGCAGUGGAGGAGGGCUCCGAUGAGGAGGGUCAAGGCCCCGAUACCGACGGAUCUAUCUCUGAAUAUAAAUGGGAAUGUAUAGCUGUUACUCUCCCUGAAUACCAAGAGUUCAUAGAUACAAUCCGCAAGAGCAAGGAUGCGGAUGAAAAACAGCUACGUGAACGCCUCGAGGAGCAUGUUUUGCCAAUUCUGGAAAAGGCAGAGGAGGCGCAGCAGCGCAAGCGACAGAAGCGCGAAAAGGAGCUUCACAACAUGCAGCUUCUUGCAGGCGCCAAGCGAUCCAGUCGUCUUGCUGCCAAGGAGGAGAAGGAAAGAUCCGACCGCGACGCUGAAGAGGCCACUCGAAAGCAUGAAACUGCACUUGCCGAGGCUCGCCGGGAACAGUCUCGAAAGCAACAAUUGGAGGUUGAGCGACAGUCUCGUAUGAUGACUCGCGAGCAACGCACUAAAGAUCGUGAGCAGAAGCGGAUUCUCCACCAGGAGGAGAUGGACAAGCUCAAGAUAGAAGAAGAGCGAUUGGAACGUGGCGAGGGCCGCAUCUCUGCACGAAACCUCAAAGCCGAGCGCGAUAAGAUGCAGAAGAAUUUGGCCGACCUAGCUCAAGAAGACGAGUGGGUCUUCGAUUGUUCUGGCUGUGGUGUGUACGGGGAAAAUUUGGAUGAUGGAAGUCAUAGUGUCGCUUGCGAGAAAUGCAAUGUUUGGCAACACAGCAAUUGUCUUGGUAUCUCUAAGGAGGAUGCCGAGAAGGAUGACUUCCACUUCGUUUGCCGCGACUGCAAGCGCAAGGAGGAAGAAGCGAAGAAGCCCAAAAUCGCCCCAUUGAAAUUCAGACUCAGCGCAUCGGCAUCACCGUCAUCAGCCACUACGGGAGCAAAGCGCUCAGUAGAAGAUGACAUUGUUCCUCCAUCCCCUGUUAAGCAGACCCAUGCCGCUCUAUCCAGUGCCCAAAAUGGUCCUUCAACUGCCCAGACUUCGACACAGCCCCAUCUUCCCCCAGUCACUGCGCGAGCCCAGUACUACGUCCCUCCAUCUCCGGAGCGGCGUCAAUACUCUGCAAACCAAUCAUCUUUCCCGUCCUCCAGUCCUUCUCGACCUUCUUUCUCCCCGUCCAAAGGCAUGGACGCCCCGGCAUAUCCCUCUAUGAAACCGCUGCCCGGGGUUGCUCAUAAUGGAGUCUCUCUGCCACCGAUGCAACCCGGGCCCCAUCUUCCUUCUUUUGGAUCAUUUCAUUCUGCCCGCCCCUCGUCCUCUCACUCUGGCCACGGUGCCAUCCAAAACCGACCAUCUAUGUCACCCACUCAAGGGAACCACGAAGUUGGUCCUUUAGCAGGAUUUCCGCCGGCUCAGCAGCCGGCCAAUGGAUCCGGCUCUUGGUCCCCGUUUCAGAACCAGAGCUACACGACACCCCGCCCCCAGUCCGGACAUGGCGGUUCAUUUGCCAUGUCCAGCAACUAUCCGUCCUUUUCAGCCACUGCAACUCCCAACGGCAACCACAAUCACUCAUCGCCCCCUCACAGCUCGCAUGGCAUCGGUAUGUCUGGCAUCAGCCCUACCAAGCAGUCUCCCCGCCCUCUCACCUCCGGCGCCAUGGCAGGUGCCCCGAUUCUUCCACCAUUCCACCGAUUAGACCCGAGCCCUAAGCUCAUGGGCCGUAAUUCACCAGAUGCCCCAAUUCCACCACCUGUGAAGUGCAUGACACCUGAGCAGGAGGAGCGCCGGCAAAGGGAGAAUGCUUCGAUCCGGCCUCACUAUCCCUCCAAUGGUCAGGCGCAUCCGAUGUCAUCCCCAUCAAUCAACCGAAUUCCUCCUUUGGGCCCGGCGGCAACCUCUCAAUUGCCCGAUCCAGUACCUUCUCCUCAGCAUGGGGACCAAGACCAUCGGCAGUAA
Molecule: messenger RNA, 2550 nt
Organism: Penicillium manginii
Lineage: Eukaryota; Fungi; Ascomycota; Eurotiomycetes; Eurotiales; Aspergillaceae
Product: putative PHD finger domain protein
Exons: 5
Coding region: 1-2550 (849 amino acids)
Biological process (GO): regulation of DNA-templated transcription
Cellular component (GO): RSF complex
Source: RefSeq, a predicted model, not a curated record